Messenger RNA from Jaculus jaculus (lesser Egyptian jerboa), 2748 nucleotides. RefSeq names its product replication protein A1 (gene Rpa1). The coding region runs from base 77 to 1927 and encodes 616 amino acids. The transcript is spliced from 17 exons. Gene Ontology annotation, molecular function: single-stranded telomeric DNA binding; damaged DNA binding. NCBI's taxonomy places the organism in Eukaryota, Metazoa, Chordata, Mammalia, Rodentia, Dipodidae. Gene Ontology annotation, cellular component: nucleus; DNA replication factor A complex. Gene Ontology annotation, biological process: telomere maintenance via telomerase; nucleotide-excision repair; DNA replication. The record is from RefSeq and is a predicted model, not a curated record.
GCACCCCGCUGCAGCCCGGGCGGGAGCUGCGCGGAGGAAGGGCGCGAGCGCGGGAGUUAGUGCCUGCGGCCGAGCCAUGGUGGGACACCUGAGCGAAGGGGCCAUUGCGGCCAUAAUGCAACAGGGAGAUACAUCCAUAAAACCUAUCCUCCAAGUCAUUAACAUUCGCCCCAUUACUACAGGGAAUAGUCCACCGCGUUAUCGACUGCUUAUGAGUGAUGGAUUGAAUACACUGUCCUCUUUCAUGUUGGCAACACAGUUGAACCCUCUUGUGGAGGGAGAACAAUUGGCCAGCAACUGUGUUUGUCAGAUCAAUCGGUUUAUUGUUAACACUCUGAAAGAUGGAAGGAGAGUAGUUAUUUUGAUGGACUUAGAAGUUUUGAAAUCAGCUGAAGCGGUUGGAGUAAGGAUUGGAAAUCCAGUACCCUAUAAUGAAGGACAUGGGCAGCCGCAAACAGUUCCUUCCCCAGGCCCAGCAGCUGCUCCACAGGCCAGCAAGCCCCAGCCACAGAAUGGAAGCUUGGGAAUGGGUUCUUCUGUAGCUAAAGCUUAUGGUGCCUCAAAGACCUUUGGAAAGCCUGGUGGAACUGGCCUGUUGCACCCUUCUGGUGGCACACAGACUAAAGUGGUACCGAUCGCCAGCCUCACCCCUUACCAGUCCAAGUGGACUAUUUGUGCUCGUGUCACCAACAAAAGUCAGAUCCGUACCUGGAGCAAUUCCCGAGGGGAAGGGAAGCUUUUCUCUUUGGAACUUGUGGACGAAAGUGGUGAAAUCAGAGCGACUGCUUUCAAUGAGCAAGUGGACAAGUUCUUCCCCCUUAUCGAAGUGAACAAGGUAUAUUAUUUCUCAAAAGGCUCCCUGAAGAUUGCUAACAAACAAUUCUCAGCUGUUAAAAAUGACUAUGAGAUGACCUUCAAUAAUGAGACUUCUGUCAUGCCCUGUGAAGAUGAUCAUCAUUUACCUACAGUUCAGUUUGAUUUUGUAGGGAUUGGUGACCUAGAGAACAAGUCUAAAGACUCCCUUGUAGACAUCAUUGGGAUCUGCAAGAGCUACGAAGAUGCCACUAAAAUCACAGUGAAGUCCAACAACAGAGAGGUCGCUAAAAGAAACAUCUAUUUGAUGGACAUGUCGGGGAAAAUGGUGACUGCCACUCUGUGGGGAGAAGACGCUGACAAGUUUGAUGGUUCUAGACAGCCUGUGAUGGCCAUCAAAGGAGCCAGAGUUUCUGAUUUUGGUGGAAGGAGCCUCUCUGUUCUCUCAUCCAGCACUAUCAUUAUGAAUCCUGACAUUCCCGAGGCCUAUAAACUUCGUGGAUGGUUCGACUCAGAAGGACAAGCCUUAGAUGGUGUUUCCAUCUCUGAUCUUAAGAGUGGAGGAACAGGAGGGAGCAAUACCAACUGGAAAACUCUGUAUGAGGUUAAAUCAGAGAACCUGGGCCAAGGUGACAAGGCAGACUAUUUUAGCUCAGUGGCAACUGUGGUGUAUCUUCGAAAAGACAACUGUAUGUACCAGGCCUGCCCAACUCAGGACUGCAAUAAGAAAGUGAUUGACCAGCAGAAUGGGUUAUACCGCUGUGAGAAGUGUGACCGGGAAUUUCCCAAUUUCAAAUAUCGCAUGAUUUUGUUAGCAAAUAUUGCAGAUUUUCAAGAGAAUCAAUGGGUGACUUGUUUCCAAGAGUCUGCAGAAGCUAUCCUUGGACAGAACACUGCUUAUCUCGGGGAAUUAAAAGAGAAGAACGAGCAGGCAUUUGAAGAAAUUUUUCAGAAUGCAAACUUUCGAUCCUUCACAUUCAAAAUCAGGGUCAAACUGGAAAACUACAAUGAUGAGUCUCGAAUUAAGGCCACUGUGAUGGACGUGAAGCCUGUGGACUACAGGGACUAUGGCAGAAGGCUGAUCCAGAACAUCAGGAAGAAUGCGGCGAUGUGAGGAGGUGGUGCUGGCUGCCGUCAGAAAAUAAAGAGCUGAAAUGGGAUGGAUUUCUUCCCACCCGUGUGACACCUAAACGACCCAGUGCGGAGCCUCUCAGGGUGGACUGGCCCCUCUUGGGACCCAUUGGUGGGCAAAGGACGAUGUGAUCAGAGGACAGUGGUAGAAACCACUAGACCCAGGAGUCAAUCUGGAGGGAGUAUGAUACCAAAUCCCUUACUAUCUUUUGUCAGAUUUUUUAUUAAGACUGUUAUCUUUAAGCAGGAAUUAUGUCACAAAUAAUUGACCCUAACUCUAGGUGAUGAGGUAAAUUAUGUAACCUGGGUUUUGCUUUUCCAUGGUAACAUUGUUACAACUUGGGUUCCUCCUGGGGGUGGGGAGGAGCGCAGGUGUUCAGGAGGAGUGUCCUCUGGGAUUCAAAGGCUUGCUCUUUCCAGAGGUGCCACUUGGUUGGUAAUGCUUGGAAUGGCAAUAGGGUAGAAUUAUUAAUCAAAGGCCUUUCUUUUCUAUCUGAAGACUGUUCUUCCUUCAGGGUUUAAUAGAUUUAAUAGACUGAGUCAGAUGGGUCUGAUAUUAAUCAAAAUUGUCUCUCUGAGGACGACUGAUAAGCAUUGACUUGCUGUCCCCUGGGGAUAUCCAGGCAACUACAAAGCAUCACUCGAGUUUUCUCUUCAAUUAAUGUUGAAUUUUGGUUGGCAAAUGUACACUUUUUGUACCUGUACAUAUUUCUUGAUUAAAGCUAUGUUAAGUAGGAAGGGUUUUGAAAGGAGCAGCCCUUUGUUCCCUUGCUUUGUCUUAAUAAACAUAUAUAUAUGUACAUA